UCUCCUCUCCGGCCUCUCAGCGAGCGCAGGCUCUGGCUCCGGCAUCUGUCUGGGCUCCUGGCCUCCCCCUCCCCCUCCCGGCGCCGUCAUUCACCCCGCUCCUCUCGCGCACAGCCAAUGGAGAGACCCGGCCGAAACGGCGAGGCUCGCUCGCGUAGGGCUUUUUCGCCGGGUGAUUGAUGUCCCAGAGUCAACAGCUCGCGAGCAACUGGAGAGGGGAAGGAGAACCCGGAGCGGGGAAGAAUACGGCUCCCCUCUCCCUCCCCUCCCCCGACUUUAGCCCUUCUGCGCCCUUCGCCUCUAAGUCUGGGCGCAGCCCCGAGCACCGUCCUCGUCGCCUCCGCGCCCCGCUCGCUACCUGAGAAGCCCGCACCGCGCGCGCCGCCGCCCCGGCCCCCGGGGGACGGGGACGGGGGCGGGAGGGGGCGGCAUGGAGCACCUGGGUCCGCACCACCUCCACCCGGGCCACGCGGAGCCCAUCAGCUUCGGCAUUGACCAGAUCCUCAACAGUCCGGACCAGGGCGGCUGCAUGGGGCCCGCGUCGCGCCUGCAGGACGGAGAAUAUGGCCUCGGCUGCCUGGUCGGCGGCGCCUACACUUACGGCGGCGGUGGCGGCGGGGGCUCUGCUGCCGGGGCGGCGGCCGGGGGCGCGGGGGCCUACGGCGCGGGCGGCCCGGCCGGCGGCCCCCCGGGAGGCCCCCCUGGAGGCGGCGGCGCCUGCAGCAUGGGCCCGCUGGCCGGCUCCUACAACGUGAACAUGGCCUUGGCCGGCGGCCCCGGGCCCGCGGGCGGCGGUGGCGGCGGCGGCGCGCUGAGCGCCACGGGAGUGAUCAGGGUGCCAGCGCACAGGCCCCUGGCCGGAGCCGCGGCCCAUCCCCAGCCCCUGGCCGCCGGCUUGCCCACCGUGCCCACCGUGCCCGCCGUGCCCGCCGUGCCUGGCGUCAACAACCUCACCGGCCUCACCUUCCCCUGGAUGGAGAGCAACCGCAGAUACACAAAGGACAGGUUCACAGGUCACCCCUAUCAGAACCGGACGCCCCCCAAGAAGAAGAAGCCACGCACCUCCUUUACGCGCCUGCAGAUCUGCGAGCUGGAGAAGCGCUUCCACCGCCAGAAGUAUCUGGCUUCGGCCGAGCGCGCUGCGCUGGCCAAGGCGCUCAAAAUGACCGACGCUCAAGUGAAAACCUGGUUCCAAAACCGGCGGACGAAGUGGAGGCGGCAGACUGCGGAGGAACGGGAGGCCGAGAGGCAGCAGGCAAAUCGCAUCCUCCUGCAGCUGCAGCAGGAAGCCUUCCAGAAAAGCCUGGCCCAGCCGCUGCCAGCCGACCCCCUGUGCGUGCACAACUCUUCGCUCUUCGCCCUGCAGAACCUGCAGCCCUGGUCUGACGACUCCACCAAGAUCACCAGUGUUACAUCGGUGGCAUCAGCCUGCGAGUGAGCUUAGCUUGUCCAGGCACCCAAGGGGACCUCAGGCCAAGUGAGAGGUCCUGAGGCCCCAGGGCCAAGACUGUCCCCAUUUCUCUCCUUUGAGAAGGAGGGGAACUCAGAGCCCUUGCACCAGCCUCACACUCCUGCCACCACCAUCGCCACUGCCACUGCAGAUCUGCCUCAGUGGAAGUCAAGGAAAGAGUGCUGGGGACAGGGACACGACAUGCCUGCCCAGGAGCCUACACAUCCCAUGCCUGCUGAAACCGUUCAGAGCCCCUCGGCUUUCCUGCAUUUCCUUUCAUUCUGGUUUUCACAGGGACCAAGAGGUGAGGGCAUAGUGGUGGAAGGGUUUCUGGGAUUCCCACGGCUGCUCUGAGAAGCCCAUGGUGUCCCACUCAGCAUCUGCACCAGGCACCCAUGCAAAGGUGUUGUCAUUGUCCCCCCCAUGUCACCCCAGAACCACAAAGGAUGACCUGUGGCAGAGUGUCCUGCAACACAGGGUCAUGGCUUAGAUACUACUGGCGCUCACUACUGGGCACAGCCCGAGGGUAACCUAUACUCAUUCUGAGCAGCAUGGUCCCCUCCAAUACGAGUGACAGAGUGCCCAAGACACACAACAGCCUCACCUGGCCUCCAUCCCAGGUACGAUAGACAGGUUUUCACCCAAACUCAACCCAUUCUCCAGAUCCUGUUUGUAAGGGAGGGGGUUUAAAUUAUGCACUUAUAAGGUGUUUUCUGUGUACCAUUUUAUAAAGUGCUUGUGUAAUUUAUGUGGAAAAAUAAAACCCUUCA
Molecule: messenger RNA, 2220 nt
Organism: Cavia porcellus (domestic guinea pig)
Lineage: Eukaryota; Metazoa; Chordata; Mammalia; Rodentia; Caviidae
Gene: Tlx1
Product: T cell leukemia homeobox 1
Exons: 3
Coding region: 431-1438 (335 amino acids)
Biological process (GO): animal organ development; regulation of transcription by RNA polymerase II
Cellular component (GO): nucleus
Molecular function (GO): RNA polymerase II cis-regulatory region sequence-specific DNA binding; DNA-binding transcription factor activity, RNA polymerase II-specific
Source: RefSeq, a predicted model, not a curated record